This is a messenger RNA of Daphnia pulicaria, 1672 nucleotides long. RefSeq lists its product as uncharacterized. The coding region runs from base 460 to 1392 and encodes 310 amino acids. NCBI's taxonomy places the organism in Eukaryota, Metazoa, Arthropoda, Branchiopoda, Diplostraca, Daphniidae. The transcript has 4 exons. The record is from RefSeq and is a predicted model, not a curated record.
GACGAACGUGACAACAUUAUGAGGGCAAAUGCCGUCAUCAAGUAAUUCUGCUUUCACCAUGCUAUCUACGUAUUCCUCCGAUGGCGCCUCUCAUUGCCCAAUUCAAACUUUAAAAUAAUCGAAACUGAAGAACGAUGCAUCACGGAUUAAAAUAAAUUUAUGGCUUGAAAUUCUGAGCGUGUACUAAUGUCCUGGCGUGUCUUACUACACCGUAAAAGUGUGUGGACGACCAUAAUGAGAAUCAGCCAAGUGAAAAAAAAAAAAAAUAAUAAUAAUGGUGGGCUACAAAACACGGAAAAACUCCGUCUAGCUACGUGUGUUACGCUUACAAAUUAACAUGCCCUAUCGUGCAUUCAGGCUCACCGCCUCUGUAAAGUGCAGGGCUCAGUGUAUAGUGCCCUCAUUUGUCAGUGUAUUGAGAUUGACCUGGACGUCAGCAACGUCAGAAAAAAUCUCGCCAUGGAAUCUACCAAAUUCUUGACUUUGUUUUCUUUAGCAAGCAUUUCAUUUCUUGUAACAACCCCCGAGGUCUUAUGUGAUAAAAGCUUUGAUAGCCCAUCCGAGACGACAGAAUCUUUCUCUGGGAGCGGUGACUUUGAUACGAGCAUCGUCGAGUCUUUAGUCGAAAUUGGAGAGAACGAAACGGCGAGCGCGAAUCAAACGAGAGAUGAUUUGGUGAAAAACCUGACGAGCGUGGGAGAUGAAAUUGAAAAAUCCGUAACUGCAGGCAAUCAAGAACAAACCCUGGCUCUCCUGACCGACUUCAAACAUGUGUGGUUUCAGCUGGUCAACAAAUCAAGUGGCUGGUACGGAGUUGAGCCGCAAGAUUUGAGAAUUUACGCAGCUAAAAUCCUGUUCCUUGCAAAGGAUCGACUUUGCGAGUCUCCAGAUCAAACUUACUUUAACGACCAAUGUAUUCUCAUUGGCGAUACCGAGCACUGCCCAGAAAACAUGGAACUCAACGACGGACCCAAGAACGAAGGCUUUUGCGACUGCCUAAACAUCGAAGGUCAAGCGCUCUUUUAUUCGGAUGAAACCGGCAGUUGCCAUGUUCAAAACACGCGGGGCCCCUGCAGAGAAGGUCAGUGGUUCGUGUUCAGAAAGGCACUGCAGUGCGAACCGGUUCCUGACGGAUGUCCAGCUGACGGACAGCACGUUUACUGGAGCCCGGAUGAUUCGGCGUCCAAAAAGUGUUGGGAAAUCGGGUGCCAGGGACCUUGCUCCCUGGAUCAAAUUUUACACCUGGAGCAAAUUACGGAUGACUUGAAUAUUUAUUGCAGGACUCUGUCGGUCUUUGCAGUUGGUCCAGCCUCCCUUGCGUAUUCCCCUUCCUGUCGAGUAGGUACAUUGCGCAAUCGUUUAGGGAAAUGUAUCCGUGGAUUUUGGGGGUAAUAACCAAUGGCAAUUGGUCUAAAUGAUGAAAUAUUAAAGAGAGACGUUCCAUAUAAUAAACGUACAUGUUAUUCACGCGUCUCUGUCUUAUUUGACAUGCUUUAAUGGUAAUCGUAAAAGUGAUUUCUGUUCAAAAUUAAAAGAGCGUUCCUUAAUGUAUGAGCCCAUAUCAAGAUUCGUACGUGAGAGAUGGCGCAUUGCCAAGUAGCGAAGGAAAAUUUUGAAGUAAAAUUUGGCAAAAUUAUCUGGUGCGCUUGAAAAGAAGAAAAAAGUGACGCUA